Molecule: messenger RNA, 2839 nt
Organism: Vombatus ursinus (common wombat)
Lineage: Eukaryota; Metazoa; Chordata; Mammalia; Diprotodontia; Vombatidae
Gene: PPP2R3B
Product: protein phosphatase 2 regulatory subunit B''beta
Exons: 13
Coding region: 201-1943 (580 amino acids)
Biological process (GO): protein dephosphorylation
Cellular component (GO): protein phosphatase type 2A complex
Molecular function (GO): protein phosphatase regulator activity; calcium ion binding
Source: RefSeq, a predicted model, not a curated record
GGUGCGUGUGAGGAGGAGGGGAAGGGGCAGGGGUCGUGGCUGUGAACAGCCUUUAGUUUAGACAGGCCGGCCUCCGUCCUCGGAGCCGGAAAAAGCGGGUGCAGGUGGUAGCAGUGCUGGUGGUGGAGAAAGAGGAGGAAGGGGGACCAGGGGAAAGGAAAGAAAAAACAACAAUAAGAGCAAGUAAAAGACAAACAAAAAUGCCAACUGGCAAAGUUCUGCAGCCAGUGCUAAAGAUGAAAGUGGACGAGUUGUUCCUGUGCUGGUUGAGUGAGACCAACACGCAAGUGAUGCUCAAGGACUGCUUGAAAAGAAUCAAGAAUACUGAGAGGAUAGACAUUGGUAGUGGAAGUACCGGGGACAGUGAGCCUUUCUUGACCACUAAAAUCGCAAACUCCAAGCAAAACAUAUUAGAUAAUCUGAUGGCUCCCCUGGUGACACCUUCCAGUCUUUCUUGUGCGUCCACUGCACUGCCCCUGGGUACUUCAACUAGUUCCAGAAGUGGGCCACAUGUUCGGGGCACUCGUAGAUCUACAGGGACAAGAGUAGUUCAAACAAAGAAAGAGGAACCUCUACCGUCAGCAGUGAGCCAAAGCAUUCCAACAUUUUAUUUUCCUAGAGGAUGUCCAAAAGAAAAAGUGAAUAUAGAUGCUGUAAUUACCAAGAUAGAAAAAACAUUUUCUCAGUUUCCAAAUGAGAGAGCAACUUUAGAAGAUAUGGGUAAAGUUGCAAAGGCCUGUGGAUGUCCUCUCUACUGGAAAGGGCCAUUGUUUUAUGGUGCUGGGGGAGAGCGAACUGGAUAUGUGUCUGUUCAUAAGUUUAUUGCAAUGUGGAGAAAAAUCCUUCAGAAUUGCCAUGAUGAUGCUGCAAAGUUCAUUCAUCUUUUAAUGAAUCCUGGAUGCAACUAUUUGGUUCAGGAAGACUUCAUUCCAUUUUUACAAGAUAUAGUAAAUACUCAUCCUGGUUUAUCAUUUUUAAAGGAAGCAUCUGAAUUUCAUUCUCGUUAUAUUACCACAGUUAUACAGCGGAUUUUUUAUACAGUAAAUAGGUCCUGGUCUGGAAGAAUCACUUGUACUGAACUGAGAAAAAGCAGUUUUUUACAGAAUGUUGCACUAUUGGAAGAAGAAGCUGAUAUUAACCAGUUGACAGAGUACUUCUCUUAUGAACAUUUUUAUGUCAUUUAUUGUAAAUUUUGGGAACUAGACACUGACCAUGAUCUUUUUAUUGAUCCAAAGGACUUAGCCCGACAUAAUGACCAUGCUAUAUCCAGUAGGAUGAUUGAGAGAAUAUUCUCAGGAGCUGUAACAAGGGGCAGAAAAGUACAGAAAGAAGGAAAAAUAAGCUAUGCUGAUUUUGUCUGGUUUUUGAUAUCUGAAGAAGACAAAAAAACUCCAACCAGUAUUGAAUAUUGGUUCCGCUGCAUGGAUCUUGAUGGAGAUGGAGCAUUAUCAAUGUAUGAGCUGGAAUAUUUCUAUGAAGAACAGUGCCAAAAACUGGAUAAUAUGGCUAUUGAGCCUCUACCAUUUGAAGAUUGUCUUUGUCAGAUGUUAGAUCUUGUGAAACCACAACGUGAAGGAAAGAUUACUCUCCAUGAUUUAAAGAAAUGUAAAUUAGCAAAUGUUUUUUUCGAUACGUUUUUCAACAUUGAGAAAUAUCUUGACCAUGAACAGAAAGAUCAGAUUUCUGUAAUUAGGGAUGCUGAAAGUGAAGGCCAAGAACUCUCUGACUGGGAGAAAUAUGCUGCUGAAGAAUAUGAUAUUCUAGUGGCUGAAGAAGCAGCUGGUGAUCAAUGGAAUGAUGGUUAUGAAGCAGAACUGAGUCCUAUAGAUCAGAAGGCCAAUGCAUUAAAAUUUCAGUUGGAUAAAAGACCUUUCUUUGAAAUGCCUUCGCCUCUGGGUGAUGUAGAUUUGGAUGAGUAUGAAGAUGAUGUGGAGAUACUAUGAUUAUGACAACAUAGAAAAGACUGCAGCAGGUCUGCUACAACAGAAAUGAUCAGUGGCUUUGUUUCCAGACAGUAAUAGUUUUUUGUGGUACAAAAUAUUAUUUAAAUACCUUUUAAAGAAAAUGAAGUGCAUUUUUAUGGAAUGAUAAUUUUGUAUUUAUCCAGUAUUCAAGUUUGUAAAAUAGAUAUUUAUUUAUAGAUGGUGCAUAUUUCCUUAAUUGGAAUAAUUUUGUGUUCUAUAAAGCCUCUGCUAUCUUACAAGAUGAGUAUGCGCCAAUCUUUCCAGUUAAUACAUAGUACACUGACACCUUGGAGCUCAAAAGCUGUGAAAAACUACCCAUGACCCAGGAGUAAGAGGUUCCUCGUUUAGGAUUUCUAGUGCUUUUGCUCCUAAAAGAGGGAAAGAUAAAUUAACAUCUUAGUUGUAACCUCAUACACCUGGCAAAAAGAAAAAGUAUGGUGGUACAUGUCUUAUUUUAAAAUCUGUCAUUGAUAUACUUUAAUUUGAAAACUAAGCAUCCUGGCACACAACAGGAAAAAUUUAAGUUUUUAAAAACUGGUUUUCCCUGACUAUUUAUGCAGUUCCAUAAAUUGGGUUUACCUUAUUGAUGUAUAUCAUGAAAGUACUCACUUAACAUCUGAAGUUGGUUAGUAUUUAUACUCAAUAUUCUGGCUGGAUAUUUUUACUAUCUAGAGAAGGGAUUUUUUUUCCUUGGCUUUUUAAAAACAUAUUAAUGUUACUUGAUCUGUGAUGUGCACUAAUAUGUUGUGGGCAUUUAAGGCUUCUAUUUCUUCCUCUUUGAAAGGUUAGUUAUUGACACAUUCCAUAAAUAUAUGAACAAAAGUGUCACAGCAGCUUCAAAUUUGGCACCUCAUCUGCCUAUCUCUAUGGCAAGA